Molecule: messenger RNA, 1614 nt
Organism: Mollisia scopiformis
Lineage: Eukaryota; Fungi; Ascomycota; Leotiomycetes; Helotiales; Mollisiaceae
Product: putative vacuolar protease A
Exons: 3
Coding region: 375-1577 (400 amino acids)
Biological process (GO): proteolysis
Cellular component (GO): fungal-type vacuole
Molecular function (GO): aspartic-type endopeptidase activity
Source: RefSeq, a predicted model, not a curated record
AACACUCAACAGAUACCUGGGUUAAAGAUUCACUAUCCCAAAUAGACUCUCAAAUGGACCCGGGUGGAUUCCUCUAAAGUGCCCUUGUGAUUCUUGACAUAAAUUUACAUCGAAGGCUGCGUUCGUCUCGCCUCACUCCUGUUCCUGUCUUGUCGCCCCCAGCCACUCCUUGUUGGGUUAGCGGUGAUUUCACAGGCAACCACAACUGCUCAGCAACCAAGUUCGUCAUCACCCGAGAGCUUCCCACCCCCGACCUCUCUCUUUUCCCCAUCAACAACCAUCAAUCGAUCAACAAACGGGGUUGCGCAUCAACAUAACACACUCAUACCCAUCUAUUACUUUGAUAGUGAUAGUCUUUCAUUCGAAUCGCAAUCAUGAAGGGCGCCCUCUUCGCCGCAGCGUCGCUGCUGAGCUCUGUGAGCGCUGGCAUCCACAAGAUGCCACUCAAGAAAGUAUCACUUUCUGAGCAACUUGCUGGUGCCAACAUGGAUCAGCAUGUCAGGCAUCUUGGCCAGAAGUAUAUGGGUAUCCGACCUCAAUCUCAUGUCGACGAGAUGUUCAAGGAGACCUCAAUCCACGUUGAAGGUGAUGACCACAAGGUCCCCGUCAGCAACUUCUUGAACGCUCAAUACUUCUCUGAGAUCACGAUUGGUACCCCUCCCCAGACCUUCAAAGUCGUUCUCGAUACUGGAAGCUCCAACCUCUGGGUUCCAUCAUCCGAGUGUGGAUCGAUCGCCUGUUAUCUCCACACCAAGUACGAUUCGUCUUCCUCAUCUACAUACCAAAAGAACGGAUCAUCGUUCGAGAUCCGAUAUGGCUCUGGCAGUCUUAGCGGUUUCGUCUCGGAAGAUGUGAUGACCAUUGGUGAUUUGAAGAUCAAGAACCAGCUCUUCGCAGAAGCUACCGAAGAACCGGGUCUUGCUUUUGCUUUCGGUCGAUUUGACGGUAUUCUGGGUCUUGGAUUCGAUACUAUCUCCGUCAAUAAGAUCCCGCCUCCACACUACAACAUGAUCGAGCAAGGUUUGCUCGACGAGCCAGUGUUCGCUUUCUAUCUCGGCAGCACCGAGAACGAUGCUGAAGGAUCUGAGGCUACCUUUGGUGGCGUUAACAAGGAUCACUACACCGGCAAGAUCACUGAGAUCCCAUUGAGACGCAAGGCCUACUGGGAAGUUGACCUUGAUUCUAUCUCCUUCGGUGACUCUACUGCUGAGCUUGAGAACACUGGUGUCAUACUCGAUACCGGAACCUCUCUCAUUGCUCUCCCAACCACUCUUGCCGAGCUUCUCAACAAGGAGAUGGGCGCCACGAAGGGUUAUAAUGGCCAGUACACUGUUGAUUGCGCCAAGCGUGACGAGCUUCCAGACAUGUCUUUCAAGCUUAGCGGUUACGACUUUGCUAUUACCCCAUACGACUAUAUCCUCGAGGUUCAAGGUUCCUGCAUCUCCACCUUCAUGGGAAUGGACUUCCCAGAGCCAGUAGGACCACUGGCUAUUCUCGGUGAUGCCUUCCUCCGAAAGUGGUACUCUGUCUACGACUUGGGCAAGGGAACUGUGGGUCUCGCCAAGGCCAAGGCUUAAAUGCCUCAUGUUCUAUAUGGAAAGAUACAAAUUGGAA